Messenger RNA from Euleptes europaea (tarantolino), 3596 nucleotides. RefSeq names its product myelin regulatory factor (gene MYRF). Gene Ontology annotation, molecular function: DNA-binding transcription factor activity; sequence-specific DNA binding. Gene Ontology annotation, cellular component: nucleus; endoplasmic reticulum membrane. Bases 23 to 3511 code for a protein of 1162 amino acids. The transcript is spliced from 27 exons. NCBI's taxonomy places the organism in Eukaryota, Metazoa, Chordata, Lepidosauria, Squamata, Sphaerodactylidae. Gene Ontology annotation, biological process: protein autoprocessing; positive regulation of DNA-templated transcription; central nervous system myelin maintenance. The record is from RefSeq and is a predicted model, not a curated record.
CGGCGCGGUGCAUGGCGCGGCCAUGGAGGUGGUGGACGAGACGGAGGCGCUGCAGCGCUUCUUCGAAGGUCAUGAUAUUAAUGGCGCGCUAGAACCAUCAAACAUUGACACCAGCAUCCUGGAAGAAUACAUUGGCAAGGAGGAUUCACCAGAUAUCUCUGACUUGGACUCCCUUCCUGAAAUCCCUUCCUCAGCUGGCUACCCUCAUGUCCAGGCUUCCAACUCUGCCAUUGCAUCUGUCUCCAGUGCUGGCCAUGUGACCAACGUUGUGUCCAGUGGUGUCUUCCAUCAUGGCCCCCCGAAUACCCAACUCCUGAUCCGGCAUGGUUUCCAUCAUGGCACCUCAAGCAGCCAAGUUCCAAUCCAACAUGGUCCCCCUUUGUCCAACCUGUGUGGACCCAGCUACAGUGCUCACCUCAACUGCAAUAACAACAAUGGCAUGGUGGUACCCAAGGGAUACCUUGGAGGCCACUGCCUGACUAGUAUUGGCCCUCCAGUCAAAUCAGAGCUCAAAGCCUCCUAUGCACCCGGCACUUUACCUGACUCUCCCCCGGACUCUGGAUCAGAAGCAUACUCCCCCCAGCAGGUGAAUGAUCCGCACCUCCUUCGAACCAUGACUCCUGAGAAUAUGUGCCACAUGACUCCUCCUUCCCGGCUGGAGCAUCCUCCACCUCCACCCCCACCACCUCCACCAUCCCUCCUCCAGGGGCCACCACCUCACCCACACCAGCAGCAACACAGCCACCACUAUCCCAGCAUGCAGCGGGACAUGUACAUGAAGGCGGAGCCAUUGAUGCCACAGUUCACUAUUGGACAGGGCAUGUCACCAGGGGAUCUGCACCAUGCCCAGCAAUCACAGAUGCUUCACCAGCUUCUGCAGCAGCAUGGAACAGACCUUCAAGUACACCCUGCCAAGAAGAGGAAGCAUUCAGGGUCUCCCCCAAGUACUCUUAAUGCCCAGAUGCUCAAUGGGAUGAUAAAGCAGGAGCCGGGUACGGGGUCUGUGCCACUCAACCCUGACAGAGUCCAAACACCUCCCUGGCAUCAGCAGGGGGCACUCUCACCAGGUCUGAUUCAGGACAACGACAGUUUGAACGGCUCUUACCUAGAUCCCAACUACCAGUCUAUAAAAUGGCAGCCACAUCAGCAGAACAAGUGGUCUAUUCUGUACGACUCUAACUACAAGGAGCUACCAAUGCCCACGUAUCGGGUGGAUGCAGAUAAAGGCUUUAACUUCUCCGUGGGUGACGAUGCUUUUGUGUGCCAAAAGAAGAAUCACUUCCAGGUUACGGUCUACAUUGGCAUGAUUGGUGAUGCCAAGUAUGUCAAAACUCCGGAGGGCUUGAAACCACUCGAGUGCUUCUACCUGAAACUACAUGGUGUGAAGCUGGAGGCCCUGAACCAGUCCAUCAACAUAGAACAGUCACAAUCCGACCGCAGCAAGAGGCCCUUUAAUCCUGUCAUGGUCAAUUUGCCUCCAGAGCAGGUUACAAAGGUCACCGUAGGGCGACUGCAUUUCAGUGAGACCACAGCCAAUAACAUGCGGAAGAAAGGCAAGCCCAAUCCUGAUCAGAGAUACUUCAUGUUGGUUGUCGCCUUGCAAGCUCAUGCCCAGAACCAGAACUACACUCUGGCUGCUCACAUCUCUGAGCGCAUCAUUGUUAGACAACGGGCCGGUUCGGGGUUAAAACACAAACAGAGGGCAGACGGGGACCCCGGAGUCUGCAGACAAGCCUCCAACCCAGGUCAGUUUGAGAGUGACAGCGAUGUACUCUGGCAGCGUGCUCAGCUUCCCGACACUGUGUUUCACCAUGGUCGAGUCGGUAUCAAUACAGAUCGCCCCGAUGAAGCCUUGGUUGUUCAUGGUAAUGUGAAAGUCAUGGGGUCCCUUAUGCAUCCGUCGGACAUCCGAGUAAAAGAUGACAUCCAGGAGGUGGAUACUACAGAACAGCUGAAGAGGAUCUCCCAGAUGCGACUGGUGCACUACAAUUACAAGCCAGAGUUUGCUGCCACUGCGGGCCUUGAGAACACAUCUGAGACAGGUGUCAUUGCUCAAGAGGUCAAGGAAAUUCUCCCAGAAGCAGUGAAAGAUACAGGGGACAUAGUCUUUGCUAGUGGGAAGACUAUUGAGAACUUCCUAGUGGUAAAUAAGGAGCGCAUUUUCAUGGAAAACGUAGGAGCUGUGAAGGAGCUUUGCAAACUGACCGACAACCUGGAGACGCGAAUUGAUGAGCUGGAGAGGUGGAGUCAUAAACUCGCCAAGCUUAAACGACUGGACAGCAUGAAAUCAACUGUGAGCUCUGGUGCAUUCAGUCAAGCAGGGAGCCAGUUCAGCCGUGCAGGAAGCAUGCCUCAUAAAAAGAGGCCCCCCAAAAUGGCCAGCAAGUCCCCUUCUGUUGUCACAGACCAGGCUUGUAUCAGCCAGCGUUUCCUACAAGGCACCAUCAUUGCCCUAGUGAUCAUCAUGGCAUUCAGUGUGGUAUCCAUGUCUACUCUCUAUGUGCUAAGCUACCGCAAUGAGGAAGACCUGGUGGACAUUGACGGAUCCAAUCAGAAUAUUGAUAAGAAUCAGCUUCUGUAUUCUACUGCACCCUCAUCAGAUGCACCUGGUGAUAGUCCCCCUCCACAACCUGCCACAACGCAUGGUCCAGAGUCUCUCAAUGACUUGUCUGCCCAUAGCAUAGCAGUGUGUUUCAACCCUCCUUGCUUCUCCAUGUGCUGUUCUGUUCCCAACAAUGUGUCUUCUGCUGCAGCUUCAGAGACUACUACUGCUACCACCACCAAUCGAACUGACCAUAGCCUUGUGUCACUGCUGCCGGUGACCAACAUCAAAGCCAAAUCUAGAGUCACAGGCAAGGCAACUUCCCACACAAAGUGGCCAAAGAUGUCUGAGAGAUCACGGGGCUUUGGUGGCCCCAAUGCCAGCCCAUCGUCCCCCUUCACCCAUGUUCAGAGCAAGUCCAAAUACAUCUCCAACCUCCCUCUCACACACAACAGCUUCCCACCAGGGCAGGCACGGCAGCAACGUAGCAUCAGCCAACAAGGCCCUGAGGAGUCCAGAAUGGGAAGCCCCAACCAGGAUGUGGCUCUUGUAUUGCAGUCCAUUUCACUGCUGGGGAGUAAUGUGGCCGUCACACCCCAGACCUGUGUUGCUGGUGAUGAAUGCAGGAUGGGAAACAUUACCUACCGCAUCCCCAUCAGCAAGUUUACUGCCGUGAACACAAACCUUACUUUGGAGAUGAAUGCUUCCUCCACUGUGUCUGGCUAUCUUUGUGGACUCACCUCCAGCAACCCAUGUCAGCACACCACAGAGAACACAGGCAGCUUCACUGAGACAACAGACACCCAGGGAACAACAUACCGUUGGCCUGUGAUGAUGAUGCCAUUCCAGGAAUUUACUUACCACUUUCGAUUAGCCCGGCCCGGCCAAGCUAACUGCAGUACUGCUGUGGAGCAGAUGGGCUCGCUCUUCACUGACUAUUACUUCCAGUUCUACUGGCUCUGUGAGUGAGUCUUGGUUGCACCACUUCCCUUUCCAUAGGAGCUGAAAGACCCUUUGGACCAAAUGUUCUCUUCUAACGAACCUCAAGCCCUAC